This is a messenger RNA of Lutra lutra (Eurasian river otter), 3657 nucleotides long. It is a transcript of the gene TMEM33, whose product is annotated as transmembrane protein 33. NCBI's taxonomy places the organism in Eukaryota, Metazoa, Chordata, Mammalia, Carnivora, Mustelidae. Gene Ontology annotation, biological process: membrane organization; endoplasmic reticulum tubular network organization. The record is from RefSeq and is a predicted model, not a curated record. Gene Ontology annotation, cellular component: endoplasmic reticulum; membrane. Bases 226 to 969 code for a protein of 247 amino acids. The transcript has 8 exons.
ACUUCCGGGUUUGGCAAUAAUCUGCGCUCGGCGGCGGCGUUAGUUCGGCCCUGUUGGGUCUUGCUCAGAAGCUCCGCCUCUCCCCGGUUUUUCUAGAAAUCCGGCUUUGAUCUUGGUGGUGUCGUACAGGUAUUUCCCUGCCACUUCGGGUGCUCUCGAGGCAGUGCUCUCCGGAGCGGGAGAGACUUUCCUGUUGAGCGUCCCAGACGCGCGUGUGGGUCUCCCAUGGCGGAUACGGCCCCGAACAGCCCCCAAGGGGCGGGCGCAGUGCAAUUCAUGAUGGCCAAUAAACUGGACACGGCGAUGUGGCUUUCUCGCUUGUUCACAGUUUACUGCUCUGCUCUGUUUGUCCUGCCUGUUCUUGGGUUGCACGAAGCUGCGAGCUUUUAUCAGCGUGCUUUACUGGCAAAUGCUCUUACCAGUGCUCUGAGGCUGCACCAAAGAUUACCACAUUUCCAGUUAAGCAGAGCAUUCCUUGCCCAGGCUUUACUAGAAGACAGCUGCCACUACCUGCUGUACUCACUCAUCUUUGUCAAUUCCUACCCUGUUACAAUGAGUAUUUUCCCAGUCUUGUUAUUCUCUUUGCUUCAUGCUGCCACAUACACGAAAAAGGUCCUUGAUGCGAAGGGUUCAAAUAGUUUACCUCUGCUGAGAUCUAUCUUGGAUAAAUUAAGCGCUAAUCAACAAAAUAUUCUGAAAUUUAUUGCUUGUAAUGAAAUAUUCUUGAUGCCUGCUACAGUUUUUAUGCUUUUUAGUGGCCAAGGAAGUUUGCUCCAGCCUUUUAUAUACUAUAGAUUUCUUACUCUUCGAUAUUCCUCUAGAAGAAAUCCAUAUUGUCGGACCUUGUUUAAUGAACUGAGGAUUGUUGUUGAACACGUAAUAAUGAAACCUGCUUGCCCACUGUUUGUGAGAAGACUUUGUCUCCAGAGUAUUGCUUUUAUAAGCAGACUGGCACCAACAGUUGCGUAGUUUAACAUCCAGCUAAGUUAUAUAUAGUAGAAAUAAGCAUUUUUAGCAGUUGGUACUUCUGCUAAGGGUUGUUAAUUCCAGGUAUAAAACUGACCUCAAUCCAAUUUACAUAAACGCAUCUCAAUGGAAAAUUUAUCAUUUUCCUGGCAUGUUAAAUCAAGCCUUUUAAAAAGUUCCCAAGAAAAUUUUAUUGUGCUGUGUUAUUAAUGGUUAAGGAAGUUUCUGUCCUGUGAUCAAUGUAUCAGAAAUUUUUUUUAAAUGCUGCUGUGCCUUUAUCAUGAACUACAUUUAUUUCUCUUGUAAAAGUAGCUUUAAAAUUUCUUUCAACUUAAUUGGUACCCUAAAUUUAUAUCUGGCAUGAUUCCAUUGUAGUAAUAUUAACAUACAUGAAUUCAUCAUAUUUUGAGACAGUAUUAUUUUGCCAUUCAGUAAUUUUGGUUGAUGAUUUUAAAAGAAACAUUUACCACUAUAUUUAAUUUCAGAUUGUUAUUAAAUUCAUGUUCUGCUGCUUUGUUAGGAUUUGUUUUGGAUAUACCAUUUUAAGAGGAAUUCUGCAUGCAUCUUGUAUAUUAUGCUAUGAUCUUCCAAAUUUUUAUUUCCAUAACUACUUAAUGUGGCUUUGAAUAUUUUUUAAAAGGCUGAACUGUAAGCGUGUUAGCCAACCGAGUCACUAUCUGGGGUCACUGCUGUUUCACAUCAGAAAGCCUUAGUGGUUAUACGGCUUUCCUUUUCGAUACCCAUCAAGUAACCUUUCUCAAAUAGGAAACCCUUUUACAGAUGUGGACACAUAGAUGAUUAGCGUUAUUGUAGUUUAUAGAAUUAGAUUCUUGACCGCCGAUUUUCUUGGUUCCUUAGGCUUGAAUUUUCAUAGACAGUUGCAGCAGUUCAGAUGUUUUUUGAAAGGAAUGUAACUGAAGAUUGAGCAUAUCCUGUGCUUGGGUCUGUUCUGAAAUAAUAAUGAAGAUGAUCCUGUAGAUUACAUACUUACCCAUCAAAUAUGAUUUAAAAGGUUAAAUGGAAAGAUUUAUAGGUAAGAUAAUUGGUGGGGAAUGGGGCUGGAAGAUGAAUUGUGGGGGAUUGGUGUGUAUUUUAAUUUUUUAAUGCAUAGGUAAAUUUGGGAGUCUUGGGUGUAUUAUGCAGCUGUGAUUCGAAUUGUAUAAUAUGUUAAAUCCUGUUUGUUGAGCUGCCCUCAACUUUAUAAAAUUCAUUCUGAUCUUUAUUACUGUUGCAUGGUUGGGAAUGUUUAAAACACCGCAAAAGUUUUAAUACACAGUGAUGUAAUGGUUUUUGUAACCAGUUUUCUUCUGUCUGCAUGUAAUUGGAUUUCUCAUACAUUUAUUGAAACUUGUCAGUAACAUCAGUUUUCUUUUUGCUCAACUUUCCCAUCUUUGGAAAUGUGUCUACUUGAUAGCUCAACUGUAGCCAACUGUUUUUGUAUUUUUUUAAUAUUUAUCUACUAAGUUAGAAAAGCAGCCUCAUGCAGUACAGUUGAUUGGGGUGGGUGGGUGGGUGUGUGGCUAGCCUCAUUAUCACUAUAUAUGUAAUAUGAUGGUUUUAAGAACUAAUUUUCUAGAGCAAUAAAGUAACUGUAAUGUUAAGUAAACAAUAUAUUAUUGAUUCCUAAUGAUGUCUUUAAAAUUAAGUCUUGAAUUAUAUCAGGAAAUCUUGGCAGCUGAAGUCAUACUUAUUUUUAAGUUACGUGUUUUUUUGUUUUCUACAAUUUUUAAAAAUCGAGAUAAUUUUAGAUUUAUAGAACAGUUGCAAAAAUAGAGUUCUUGUAUACCUUUUACUCAGCUUCCCCUUAUAUUAACACCCUACAUAACUAUAGAGCAUUUAUCAGAACUAAGAAAUUAGCCUUGGAACAAUACUUUUAAUUAAAGUAUAGAACUUACUCAGAUUUCACCAUUUUUUCCGUUAAUUUUCUUCUUGUGAGCUGUUUUUACUGAUUGUCUUUUAAUGACCUACGAGUGUGCCUCUGUUCUGAGUUUUUCCUCUUUAGUUUGGGAAUUACUGUUGGUCAAAAAGAUUUCCCUAGAGGGAAUAAUUUCAUGUUGGUUUUGACGAAAAGAAUUUUAAUAUUAAAACUUAAAAAUGUAGAAUACCCUGUGCUUUAAAAGUUGAGGCUUUUUAUCACAUAACAGGAUUAUAUUUCUCAUAUGCUCCUGUUGGACUGUUCUUUAAUGGAAGGUUUGAUUUUUAAAUAAAAAACUCCUUAAUUCAUGAAAAAGUAAAUUUUACAAUUUGAGCGUUACUGGAUGUUUAGUUUGCAUGAGCUUGUACCUAGGAAUCCCAUGAUAUGUGUAUGUACAACCGGCUGAUUUGACAUCUGGAAUUACAGUUUAAUAUGUACAUCUAUCAAAUUAAAAUUAAGGAAAUACAGUAGCAGUAUAUGGAAUGAAUGAAGUGGAAGAAAUUAUAGCAUAGCUGAACUUCAUUUUAUUUCCAAGUUUAAAAAAGUCAGCAUCCAAAAUACCUAAUUCUUUUUUAGAAGUGCUGUAAUGCUAUUCUGGGACAGGUGGAAGCCUAACAUAAAACCUACUUUUAUUAUAACAAGAAUUCUUUUGUAUACCUGAUGCCUUGUGAAUAUAAGCUCUAUUUAAUAUCAGUCCCAAACUGAAAUUUCUUAAAUAGUAAUUUUGCUCCUGGAAGUAAGCAAGUAAUUUAGGUAUUUAGGAGUUUCCCUUACAG